AUGCAAAACAACCUCCAAUCUUCCUCAGAGCCAGAGGGAACCUCCCCUCACUCCCAAGCUCCUCAAGGAGCCAUCUUUUCUCUUCGAGAACCCCAUUCUCCGCCCCUCUUGCCACAUCUCCAUUGCGCACACACCCCGCCAAGCUCUCCUUCAAGCUAUUCAUUCAAUGCAUUCUCUUCAGACUUUGAUUCAUCUCCGGGUUCACUGCACUUCCCUCCAUUUUUGCUCAAAAGGAUCGUUUUCACUGCUUUGCUAUUGGUACUCUGCUUCUUCGUUUCCGGGAUCUCUCUCGCUGCGGAUGAUUCAAUCAAAGCCUCUGGGCUCGGAUUGAAAGUUGCGGCGGCGCUGCGAAGGUCUGGAUGGCCGGACGAGGCCAUUGUUUUCACGCUCGCUACACUACCGGUGCUGGAGCUCCGGGGUGCCAUCCCUGUUGGAUAUUGGAUGCAUCUCAAUCCUCUUCUCCUCACCAUCCUUUCCAUUCUGGGGAAUAUGGUUCCUGUGCCAUUCAUUAUCAUAUAUUUGAAGAGAUUUGCGGAGUUUGUGUCUCAGAAGAGUGCCUCAGCAACUCAGUUUUUGGACUUCAUCGUCAAGAGGGCAAGAGAAAAAGCAGGGCCAGUGGAGGAGUUCCAGUGGCUGGGGUUGAUGCUGUUUGUGGCAGUGCCAUUCCCGGGGACCGGGGCUUGGACCGGAGCUAUCAUUGCUUCAGUCCUCGACAUGUCAUUCUGGUCUGCAAUCACUGCAAAUUUUGUUGGUGUUGUUCUUGCCGGGCUGUUGGUGAAUUUGCUUAUGAAUCUUGGAUUGAAGUAUGGAUUUGCUACUGGUGUUGUUCUCUUUAUCAUCUCCACCAUUAUGUGGAGUGUUCUUCGGAAGUUUAAUACAUCGAAAUAAUGGUAAUUGUUCUUUUCCAUAUUGCAGCAAUUUC
Dioscorea cayenensis subsp. rotundata (Guinea yam) is the source of this 922-nucleotide messenger RNA. RefSeq lists its product as uncharacterized. The coding region runs from base 1 to 888 and encodes 295 amino acids. NCBI's taxonomy places the organism in Eukaryota, Viridiplantae, Streptophyta, Magnoliopsida, Dioscoreales, Dioscoreaceae. Gene Ontology annotation, cellular component: chloroplast. The record is from RefSeq and is a predicted model, not a curated record. The transcript is spliced from 3 exons.